UUCAGCCGUGAUGCAAAUGAUGUGUUUCCUGGCUAGCGAGUAUGUUGUGUUGGUUAAAAACUAGUUUACUUCAAGAAGUGCCAUGUUGCCGAUUAAAUAACAGCCCGGUCCAGGUUUCAGUUAUAUUCUUUGUGUCUUAUAUUGCUGAGAGGUUCUCCUGUCGACUUACUCCCGGGAUAGCAAAACAUGUAGAUGAGCAACACACCAUAUUUAAAAGAAUGACUGGUGUGCAGAACGGUUUCCCCCUUGGGCCACAGCCUGGAGUAACCUAUCCAAUUCAAGUGUUAUAUUGUGGUAAUUGUUCUUUGCCAAUAGAGUAUUGUGAAUACUAUCCAGAAUAUGAGAAAUGCAAAUUGUGGUUAGAACGAAAUAUGCCUUCAGAAUUUGAGAGAGUUUUAAAACUAGGGGAGAAAGAAGAUGGAGAAGGAGGAGGAGGCGAAGAGGAAAAGAAGCGACAGAAGCGGGGUGGGAAGGGUAUCAUGAAAGCACGCAAGAAGGAGGAUGGUCCAAAGCAAGUGUGCGUAUCGCGGGCUCCUCGGGGUAAGAAGAAAUCUGUUACUGUUGUAACAGGGCUUAGCACAUUUGAUAUCGAUCUAAAAGUGGCAUCAAAGUUCUUUGGUACCAAAUUUGCAUGUGGGUCAUCAGUGACUGGUGAUGAUGAGAUUGUCAUCCAAGGUGAUGUUAAGGAUGAGCUUUUUGACAUCAUUCCAGAAAAGUGGCCUGAGAUUGAUGAAGAUUCUAUUGAGGAUCUAGGUGACCAAAAGAGGUAACAUUGUUUCCAAAGCACGCUGCUGCUUCUGUUAGGAGGAGAGUUUGUGUCGCUCCCAUCCCCAGGAAAUUCAGUAUCGGCAGUUGAGUAAGGAUACAAAAGAUUACCUUGUUUCAAGAUUCAUGAAUGAUAUAAUAAUUAUUAGCAAGUAAUUUAUUAUGAAAUGUAACAAAUUAAUAUCACGCAAUAAAUGUGCAGUUUGAAAGUCA
Molecule: messenger RNA, 978 nt
Organism: Zootermopsis nevadensis
Lineage: Eukaryota; Metazoa; Arthropoda; Insecta; Blattodea; Termopsidae
Gene: DENR
Product: density-regulated protein
Biological process (GO): formation of translation preinitiation complex; translation reinitiation
Molecular function (GO): translation initiation factor activity; mRNA binding
Source: RefSeq, a predicted model, not a curated record